Molecule: messenger RNA, 911 nt
Organism: Clarias gariepinus (North African catfish)
Lineage: Eukaryota; Metazoa; Chordata; Actinopteri; Siluriformes; Clariidae
Gene: ecrg4a
Product: ECRG4 augurin precursor a
Exons: 4
Coding region: 48-482 (144 amino acids)
Biological process (GO): anaphase-promoting complex-dependent catabolic process; cellular senescence; G1 to G0 transition
Source: RefSeq, a predicted model, not a curated record
AACCCUCAGCAGUAAACGAGUGCAGACAGAGAAAAAGAACAGCGUCCAUGAUGAUGUACCCAAAAUUUUACCUACGGCUCUUUACCUUCCUGGCAAUAAUCACUCUACUGGCUCUCUCAGAUGUGUCCAGUGAGAGUGCUCUACAAAAAAUUCUGAAGAAGAGAGAAGUGGAGAGUGAGGUGAAGGCGGCAGCAGCUGUAGUAGUUUCUCCUUCUAAGGCUAAGCAGUUCCUGCCUUCUCUCCGAAGGCCUAAGAGGAACCUCUGGGACCGUAGUCGUCCUGAUGUGCAGCAAUGGAUUCAGCAGUUUAUGUAUCUGGGGUAUGAUGAGGCGAGACUAGAAACUGAUCUGGCUUACUGGAAGGACUUUGCGCGCUCCACAGAUCAAGGACGGCAGCAUCACUAUGAUGAGAACGCUCCAAUGGGUCCUCGCUAUCCCACCUCUGACAGACAUGGAGCAAACGUCAACUAUGACUACUAUUAGCUUUUUUUCUCAUUAGUAAUGACCUCAGAAAAGAUUAAAACAGGCGACAUCCACCUUUCAGGCAGAUAUAUAAUAAAACCCAACAUGAUUUGAAUGAAAUUACCAAAGCAAUCUAAUAAGUUUAACUAAUCGCUGAUUAUCUUGGUUACCUGUAAUAACGCAACACAAUCAGUAACUUUGUUCCAUCUGACAUCUACUAAUAGCUUCAGCUUUAGAGAAAUCAUCUUCUCUUCAGUAAUCAAAAGCAUGCUAGGGUUAGUGUAACUUGUAUAAGUGUACAUCAGUACACUGCUUUUUUUAAACUAGCUUGUGUUUAUAUGCCUAAACUUUGCAGUGCGAUGCUUUAAUAUGUUUUCCGUUGAUGUGUGUGUGCAUGCGUUUUUGUUUAAUGAACAAAAAAAGUAAAAAAAUAAAAGUAAAUAAAAAGAA